Lucilia cuprina (Australian sheep blowfly) is the source of this 349-nucleotide messenger RNA. Its product is annotated as V-type proton ATPase subunit C-like. The transcript has 2 exons. NCBI's taxonomy places the organism in Eukaryota, Metazoa, Arthropoda, Insecta, Diptera, Calliphoridae. Gene Ontology annotation, molecular function: proton-transporting ATPase activity, rotational mechanism. Bases 12 to 341 code for a protein of 109 amino acids. The record is from RefSeq and is a predicted model, not a curated record. Gene Ontology annotation, biological process: proton transmembrane transport. Gene Ontology annotation, cellular component: lysosomal membrane; vacuolar proton-transporting V-type ATPase, V1 domain.
AAAUCAACAAGAUGUCCGAGUACUGGCUUAUCUCAGCCCCUGGCGACAAAACCUGCCAGCAAACUUUUGAUGCCAUGAAUAAUCUUACCAGCAAACAAAAUAAUUUAUGCAACAACUAUAAAUUUCAUAUACCCGAUUUGAAGGUUGGUACUCUCGAUCAAUUGGUGGGUCUUUCCGAUGAUUUGGGUAAACUUGAUACAUAUGUUGAGCAAAUUACCCGCAAGGUUGCCGCCUAUUUGGGUGAAGUUUUGGAGGACCAAAGAGAUAAAUUGCAUGAAAAUUUACUCGCCAAUAACAGUAAGUCCAAGAAAUUAAUGAAUUUUUUAAUAAAAGUAGUUUAAUAACUAAG